AUGCUCCCCAGGUCCCUGGUUCUGUGGUUCUGCCUCUCCUGGCCGAGUGACAGCAGACACAGCAACCCUCUGCCACCUUCAGCAGGUGACAGCAGACACAGCAGCCCUCUGCCACCUUCAGCAGGUGACAGCAGACACAGCAGCCCUCUGCCACCUUCAGCAGGUGACAGCAGACACAGCAACCCUCUGCCACCUUCAGCAGGUGACAGCAGACACAGCAGCCCUCUGCCACCUUCAGCAGGUGACAGCAGACACAGCAGCCCUCUGCCACCUUCAGCAGGUGACAGCAGACAGAGCAGCCCUCUGCCACCUUCAGCAGGUGACAGCAGACACAGCAACCCUCUGCCACCUUCAGCAGGUGACAGCAGACACAGCAGCCCUCUGCCACCUUCAGCAGGUGACAGCAGACACAGCAACCCUCUGCCACCUUCAGCAGGUGACAGCAGACACAGCAGCCCUCUGCCACCUUCAGCAGGUGACAGCAGCCACAGCAGCCCUCUGCCACCUUCAGCAGGUGACAGCAGCCACAGCAGCCCUCUGCCACCUUCAGCAGGUGACAGCAGACACAGCAGCCCUCUGCCACCUUCAGCAGGUGAUAGCAAAGCAGCCCUCUGCCACCUUCAGCAGGUGACAGCAGACAGAGCAGCCCUCUGCCACCUUCAGCAGGUGACAGCAGACACAGCAACCCUCUGCCACCUUCAGCAGGUGACAGCAGACACAGCAGCCCUCUGCCACCUUCAGCAGGUGACAGCAGACACAGCAGCCCUCUGCCACCUUCAGCAGGUGACAGCAGACAGAGCAGCCCUCUGCCACCUUCAGCAGGUGACAGCAGACACAGCAACCCUUUACCACGGGGGGUGUGACAGGUGGAGGCCUCCUCUCGAGUGGGAGCUUGGCAGAAGGACGUGGUGGUGGCUUCUGGUGUGGACAGGGAGUCAGGAGUCUGUUUCUUCCUUGCUGCCUAAUGCUGGAGUGGUUCUCUUGAGGUUGGGCUGCCUCCUCCUGAGUGUCUAGAGGAGGGCAGAUGGAGGUUAGAUGUUAGGAAGAAGUUCUUCACCAGAAAGGUGAUGAGACACUGGAAUAGGUUGCCCAGGAAGGUGGUGGAAGCCUCAUCCCUGGAUGUUUUUAAGGCCAGGCUGGAUGUGGCUCUGGGCAAACCUGAUGGAGUGUGAGAUGUUCCUGCUCAUGGCAAGGGGGGUUGGAGCUGGCUGAUCCUUGAGGUCCCUUCCAACCCUGACACUUGUGUGAUUCU
Molecule: messenger RNA, 1252 nt
Organism: Pogoniulus pusillus (Red-fronted tinkerbird)
Lineage: Eukaryota; Metazoa; Chordata; Aves; Piciformes; Lybiidae
Exons: 3
Coding region: 1-1014 (337 amino acids)
Source: RefSeq, a predicted model, not a curated record